Solanum tuberosum (potato) is the source of this 1216-nucleotide messenger RNA. RefSeq lists its product as uncharacterized. NCBI's taxonomy places the organism in Eukaryota, Viridiplantae, Streptophyta, Magnoliopsida, Solanales, Solanaceae. The record is from RefSeq and is a predicted model, not a curated record. The transcript is spliced from 4 exons. Bases 1 to 762 code for a protein of 253 amino acids.
AUGAGUCCCACGUUUAGGAGAAGAACUGAGAUAGGCUGCUUUAGCUCUGUCUCUAUCCGAGGAAAGAGUGUACCGAAUCCGCCUCCUGGCAUUAUUGGGUUCGCUUGCAAACAACACUUCUCCUCUCGCCCACCGAAAGGAAAGGGUAAUGGUUAUACACCUCUUACCACAUUCACUACAGGGCGCCAACCCUCACUAUCAAUUGGUUAUAUACCCUUAUGCGCCUUCCUUCUUCGAACCUUUUGGUAUGUAUUGCCCCCUAACUAUAGAUCAGAUCCACCAGACAAGAAACUCAAUUCCGCACUGCUGCUGAGUCGUCGGACUUAUCCACCAAGGGAUUCGUGGAAUUUCUCGCCCUCUUUUGGGUAUGCAGGUACUAAGAGCCCUCUCACUACCAACCAGCGGACAUCAUCUGGCUGGGUCUUGCCGGGGAGAUCGGAGCAACAGGGAACGCCUAGACGACGUUUUUCUUCCUGGGCUGCAGUAAGUAGAUCGAGAGGUCGUUCCGCCCCUUGUCCCCGAAUAUGGGGAAUAUGUUCUCAUAAAAUCUUGCUCCAAUCUGACCUAGCUGGCGAGCGAUCCCAGUUCGCGACAGAGAACAAGACAGCAAGCGAGCGUACUUUUGUUCGCUUCUUCUCCACCAAGCACGGAAGUUUAAGGAUAACUGUAGGUCGGUGGCUACCUAAGGAAACUCCGAUUCGAUCCGCCCCCCGGCUGGGAGGCAUCUACCUCAUCCCGAUCACAAGGAGAGGUUCACUAUGAUGGGGGGUACUUUUUUUUCCCUUAAGGAAAAAAUGAAAUGCAUAGGGGACCAUCCUUUUGUUGCGGCAUGCUCCUCAGAUUUACGGAUUCGCAGGGGGCCUCAGGCCCUACUUAGUUGACUGAUAAUGACAAAGGCUUGCGAAACUAAGUAGGGCCUUUUCCUUUUUGUUUGAAUAACCCAUUCUCAUUAUCUUUAAUAAGUAAAGUAGGCAAACCUAUAGGUCCUUAGUAGCGUUGACAAAGAAGAAGGAGCCGGUUAAAAGAAAGCGAAUCUUUCCAUUUUUCUUAUAGUUUCUAUUAUAUAAUAAUAGAAAAUAGAAAGAAAUUUCUUAUUCUUAUAUAUAGGCCAGCUUGACAAGCAACCCUUCCUCUUGAUCUGAGGUGCGAAGAGAAAGAUUUCUUUUUUAUGACUUCCACUUAUCGAUCCCGGCCCAGAAAAGUGACCGACCAGGGC